Molecule: messenger RNA, 2485 nt
Organism: Rana temporaria (common frog)
Lineage: Eukaryota; Metazoa; Chordata; Amphibia; Anura; Ranidae
Gene: RACGAP1
Product: Rac GTPase activating protein 1
Exons: 17
Coding region: 160-2040 (626 amino acids)
Biological process (GO): signal transduction
Source: RefSeq, a predicted model, not a curated record
UAUCCGGUGGGCGGAGUUUCAAUUCAAACUUUGAGCGCCUUGUGAGGGAAAGGGGAACGUUGUGAACGGAAAAGUAAAACAGGAAGCUCGGCGCCGAGUUUCGGGAAUACCGGACUACCGCGAAUGUUAUAGGCGCCGGGCGGAGGACACAGCGGGGAGAUGGCGGCCACAGUGAUGAACGUUCGCAAUCUCUUUGAGCAUUUACUGCGUCAGGUGGAAGGUCUCAAUGAGGGUGUUGAACCACAAUUCAUUCAGCUUGCCAAGAAUUUUGAGGAUUUUCGGAGGAAAUGGCAAAAAACAGAGCAUGAAAUUGUGAAAAACAGAGAGGUGCUGAUGAAGACCGAGACCGAGCGCAGCGCUCUGGAAGUAAAGCUGAAACAUGCUCGCAAUCAGGUUGAUGUGGAGAUUAAAAGAAGGCAGCGUGCAGAAGCAGAGUGCGAGAAACUGGAGCGUCAGAUUCAGUUAAUAAGAGAGCUGCUGAUGUGUGAUCCCUCCGGCAGCAUCCAGCUCAGCGAACAGCAGAGGAGUGCUUUAGCCUUCCUUAAUAAUAGAACUCGUCUGUCUACUGAUGGCAAUGGGACUAGAAGAUUAUCUACAAUAGAUGAGUCUAACUCUAUCCUGUCUGACAUCAGUUUUGACAAGACCGAAGAUUCUUUGGACUGGGAUUCAUCUCUAGUGAGAAAUGUGAGGCUGAAGAAAAGAGAAAAGCGGCGCUCUUCCAGGCACCAGACGGAAGGUCCUCCUGUUCCAUCAAAGCGAACACGUUCCUUUGGAUUAGCUGUUGAUGCGGCCAAUGAGUCCAUAAUAACUAAAACCACAGUGACCGUUCCAAACAACGGAGGUGUUAUUGAAGCCGUGUCAACCAUUGAAACUGUACCAUACUAUACACGCAGCCGCAAGCCUGCUCAACUGCAGCAAUGGAGUAGUGACUCUAGUUUGAGAUCAAUUCAUGAAAGACAUGAGGCUGACGGCUGUAGGACUCCACAGCAUCAAGGAAUAAGACUUCAUGAGUUUGUCUCUAAAACAGUAAUAAAACCAGAAUCGUGUGUCCCCUGUGGAAAGAGAAUCAAAUUUGGGAAAUUGUCCUUGAAGUGUCGGGACUGCCGAGUUGUCUCCCAUCCAGAGUGCCGGGAGCGCUGCCCUCUUCCAUGCAUCCCGACGUCAGGGAACACUCCAGUUCGUAUUGGAGAGGGCACUCUUGCGGACUUUGCGCCAUCAACUUCUCCAAUGAUUCCCCCAGUAGUUGUACACUGUGUCAGUGAAAUUGAGCAGCGGGGACUUCAUGAGACUGGUCUAUACAGAAUUUCUGGCUGUGAUCGUACAGUUAAAGAUUUAAAGGAAAAGUUUUUGAGAGGGAAGAAUGUUCCUUUACUCAGUAAAGUGGAUGACAUUCAUGCAGUGUGUGGUUUUCUCAAAGACUUUCUGCGCAACUUGAAGGAACCAUUGCUUACUUUCCGACUCAAUAAAACCUUCAUGAAUGCAGCUGAAAUUUCAGACGAUGAUAAUAGCAUUGCUGCGACUUAUCAAGCCGUCGAUGAGCUUCCUGCACCCAACAGGGAUACUUUAGCCUUCCUAAUGACACAUCUUCAAAGAGUGGCUGAGAGUCGAGACUGUAAGAUGGAUGUGACCAAUCUGGCUAGGGUGUUUGGGCCUACUCUGGUGGGUCACGCAGUCCCUGAUCCUGACCACAUGACACUCCUACAAGAUACAAAACGACAACCAAAGGUAGUGGAACGUUUGAUGUCAUUGCCAGCGGAUUUCUGGAACCAGUUCAUGAUGGUGGAAAACAUGGACCCAUCUCAUGUAAUUGAAAAUACAAAUAUUUUCAGCACUCCUCAGACUCCUGAUGUGAAAGUGAGCAUGUUGGGACCUCUGACAACACCUGAGCAGCAGAUCGCCAAAACUCCCUCCUCAAGCUCACUUUCCCAGAUGGUUAGAUCUACUCUUGGCAAAAACACACCAAAGUUUGGAAGUAAAAGUAAAUCUGUCGCCAGCAUUGGCCGAUCCGCCGGCUACUUCGCCUCUCCUAUACUAAAAUGAGCUGAUGGCGCUCAAUAGACAGUUGCACACCUCCUAAUUUUUAUAAUAUGCUUUUUAAGUCCUACUGGGGAUUUAUUACGGUAGUUUUAAAGCAAAUACUUCAACAUGCAAAGACAAUGCUGCAAAAAAAAAAAAACAUUUUUAGUGCUUUUACCUCUACUUAUUGAAUGCAGAUGUUGGAUAUUUUACUUUUUUUUUUUUAACCUGAUUUUUGUGUAUGGUGUAAACUGUAUACAUUUGACUUUAAAUCAGAAUUUUAGGAAAACCUGUUGAAUACACAGUUGAAAUGGUAGUAUGUGAAUUGCCUUACAUGUCAAAGGAUUUCAAACUUUUCAAGUCGUGUGUGUGUUUUGCAUAUCCAGUCAUGUUGCCUGCUGGUUUAGUUUUGCAGCUUUUAUGUUCCCAUCUUUAGACUGGAAACUUGACAGUGGGGUCUUUUUUUUUU